Messenger RNA from Medioppia subpectinata, 804 nucleotides. The record is from the annotation of a GenBank genome assembly. NCBI's taxonomy places the organism in Eukaryota, Metazoa, Arthropoda, Arachnida, Sarcoptiformes, Oppiidae.
AUGCUUAGUUUCGGUCAACAGUCGGGUCUGGAGGCCGAUGAUGAGGAGGGCGGAGGCGCGACACCAGUGAGUGUUCAAAUACUGAUGUGCUUAAUGUAUAUGACUAUAUCGCUGGCGGCCAUCGGCGGUAAUGGAGUGGUUAUAUACAUCAUAUUCGCGUACAAACGCAUGAGAACUGUGACCAACUUUUUUAUCAUGAACUUAGCGAUUGGCGAUAUGCUUAUGGCCUGUAUUUGCAUUCCGUUCGCAUUUGUAUCCAACCUAAUACUGGGUUACUGGCCGUUCGGCUCCAUCAUGUGUUUGCUGGUCUCAUACGCACAGGCGGUCUCCGUCUUCAUCAGCGCCUAUACGCUAAUAGCCAUCUCUAUUGACCGAUAUAUCGCUAUUAUCUAUCCGUUGAGACCGCGAAUGACUAAAUUGCAGUCAAAGCUAAUCAUAAUUAUCGUAUGGAUUGUGGCACUACUCACACCAUUGCCCACAGCAUUGCUCUCACGGUUAGUGCCGUUACCGCCGCCGCCCCCGGAAUACAACUCCACCACCGGUUUGGCCGCCGCUCUGGUAGUGAACGAUCAGCUCUAUCAGUGCACUGAGAACUGGCCGCGAGAGGACUAUCGCUAUUAUUAUUCUAUGUUAUUAAUGAUAUUGCAAUACGGCUUCCCUUUCUCUGUACUCAUAUUUACGUAUUCAAGAAUAGCGAUCGUCGUUUGGGGUAAAAGACCCCCCGGAGAGGCCGAGGAUGCGAGAGACGCGCGAAUGGCUGCCUCCAAACGAAAGGAAUUCCUAUAUUUCCUAUUAUUUCUUUAA